UUGGUUCAGUGUAGUAAAGUAAUAAUAAACCACCAGGACACGAAAAAUUCGAAGUGUUCUUCAACAAAUUCUUCAGCUGGAAUAGUUUUCUUACGUUUUCUGUGAAAACCAUGGCCGAUCAGGAAGAAGUCAACGGUAUCGAUGAUGCUGGCGAUAAGAAACAAAAGAAAGCCUCCAAACACGAUAGCGGGGCAGCGGAUCUUGAGCGAGUGACUGACUAUGCCGAGGAAAAAGAAAUCACAUCCAAGGAGAUCACUAAUGCGGCUAAUAUGUUUGAGGAAAAGCGAAUCAAGGAAAACGAGGAAAAAUUAGCCAAAGAACGAGAACUUCAGAAAGUGCACGUUAAAAAAGAGGAUAUAGAGCUGAUAAUAAAGGAGAUGGAAAUUAGUCGGUCGAAAGCGGAGGAAACAUUGCGGGUACAUCGAGGUGAUGUUGUUGCUGCCUUGGAGGCUCUGACAAACUAGCUCUGGGAGCUUUGUCAACAAGUAACCGAUUGAACAGGUACACCUAUAAUUGCUUAUUAUGGGCUGCAAAGUUUCCAGCUAAACAAUGUGUUUUGUUACGAGGAGAUUCGGUACCAAUAAUAUAUCAGUAGGUAAUUUGA
Messenger RNA from Topomyia yanbarensis, 604 nucleotides. Its product is annotated as huntingtin-interacting protein K-like. The transcript is spliced from 3 exons. The record is from RefSeq and is a predicted model, not a curated record. The coding region runs from base 111 to 464 and encodes 117 amino acids. NCBI's taxonomy places the organism in Eukaryota, Metazoa, Arthropoda, Insecta, Diptera, Culicidae. Gene Ontology annotation, biological process: negative regulation of apoptotic process; protein stabilization.